UGGCCGUGCCAGCGCCACCGGCCGGCGCCAGCCCUCCUGCCUCUGCGGGCGGCAGCCGCCUGCCCGGCACAGGCACGGCUGGGACGGGAAUCGUGGCCCUGUAGAGUCCGUCCACAGCUGAGGAUCUGGGCCACGCCGGGUGAGAGCAGAAGUCUCAGUGCCUCCCCAAGAGAGUUGACCCCUGGGCUGGCACAGAACGGUGGGCACCUGAGGUCAAAGCCGGAGCUCCCAAGAGGAGCAGCCGGGGUGGUCCAGUGUGCCGUCUGCUUGAAGGAAAGGUGCAGGGACAACCGAGCGACUGUUUGCUCCUUUCCCCUGCGGAAGAGAAACCUGAGAAAGACUUCUGCCCAGGAGCCUGGGGGAACGGGCAUGGGUGCAAGGCUAGAGAACUGGCGUGGUCGCUUCCUGGGACCCUCUCCCGACCCCACGGGCGUCUGCGGACGGUGCCUCCGGGACCCUCUCCCAGCCCCACAGUCGUCCGUGGACAGUGCCCCUGGGCCACUCUCCCAGCCCCGCAGGCAUCUGUGGACGGUGCCCCUGGGACGCUCUCCCGACCCUGCAGGUGUCCAUGGAUGGUGCCCCCGGGACGCUCUCCCGACCCCGCGGGUGUCCGUGGACGGUGCCCCUGGGACGCUCUCCCAGCCCCACAGUCGUCCGUGGACAGUGCCCCUGGGACGCUCUCCCAGCCCCACAGUCGUCCGUGGACGGUGCCCCUGGGACCCUCUCCCAGCCCCACAGUCGUCCGUGGACGGUGCCCCCAGGACGCUCUCCCAGCCCCGCGAGUGUCCGUGGACGGUGCCCCUGGGACGCUCUCCCAGCCCCACAGUCGUCCGUGGACAGUGCCCCUGGGACCCUCUCCCAGCCCCACAGUCGUCCGUGGACGGUGCCCCUGGGACCCUCUCCCAGCCCCACAGUCGUCCGUGGAUGGUGCCCCUGGGACGCUCUCCCAGCCCCGCAGGCGUCCGUGGACGGUGCCCCUGGGACGCUCUCCCGACCCCACAGGCGUCCGUGGACGGUGCCCCUGGGACCCUCUCCCAGCCCCACAGUCGUCCGUGGAUGGUGCCCCUGGGACGCUCUCCCAGCCCCGCAGGCGUCCGUGGAUGGUGCCCCUGGGACCCUCUCCCAGCCCCGCAGUCGUCCGUGGAUGGUGCCCCUGGGACGCUCUCCCAGCCCCGCAGGCGUCUGUGGACGGUGCCCCUGGGACGCUCUCCCAGCCCCGCAGUCGUCCGUGGACGGUGCCCCUGGGACACUCUCCCGACCCCACAGGCGUCCAUGGAUGGUGCCCCCGGGUGCAGCAGUGCCCAGGGAACCCUGCUCGGCUCGCGUCUCACCGUGCUCUCUCGCCCUCGGGUCUAGGGUGAUGUCUUUGCCUGCAACUUCAUCCCCUGCCCAUCAGGGGUGGGGUGCAGCUGCUAGCUGACUCCCAAGCUGCUGUGUCCCUCUGGGGAGCGACGCCGCAGGCGGCUGGGCCCACGUGCGUCCGUGUUUCCGUGGCUUCCCCAGCUCCAGACACGGCAGGGCUUCCUGAAACCACAGCCCAGGUCUCUGGAGUGUGCCAGGCCCAGCAGCAGAGGCAGACAGCCUCUUAGAUGACUGUGGAUGUGCACUCGGCUUCAAGCACUCACGCCUUUGGGAUCACAAGAUAACACGUGUUUUGAUCAAACAUGGUAACGUAGCGAUAAGGGGAGAAACCCGUAGCCCAUCAGAAGCUCACCUCGCAGGAGCGGCCUGCAGAAGUGUCUGGAAGCUUGCAAUAUGUGUGCGCACACACAAGCUUGACACAUAGAAGGUUCUGGAAGAAGUCAGAGGGCUUUUCACAAACAAGGGCGUGUGAGUGUGACCUGGGUCUGGUUGGGUGAGGCUCCAUCCAGGGGAAGAGGCGUUGAGAGACGCAGCAGGGUUUGCGGGGAGCAGCUGGUCAGGUGUGUUCCGGAGGGCAGCCAGUGACCUGCUUGAGGCCCUGCUGGCCAGGACGAAGGGGACACACAGGAGGGCUGACCGCAGAACAGAGGCAUGGCUGGCUCUGUGGCCACGUGGGUGUGAGGGCCACCAUCGGGUGGCGCAGUGAGACACAGUCAGAACAGGCGGGGUUGGGUGACAGGCGGACUGGGCAGGUCCAAGAGCAAUCAGAGGCACCCUCCAUCCCACUUCCAGCUGAGCCACCAGAUUGUCACUGUCACCCAGGAUGGCAAAGGCAGGACUGGAAGUUAGUUUGGGAAGAGGAGGAUUUGGUGCUGGGAUUUGCAAUAUGCGGUGCCCACAGGAGCCAGGGCUGGGCAGAGGGGAGGGAGCCGAGGUGGCUCCUCCUUCCUCUCAUCAGCUCGUCCUGCACAGCACCUACCUCCAGGCUCGGCGUGCCCACAGCACUCCUCCACCUUACACUGUCCUGCCCAUGGUGGACAAGGUGGCCAGGGUGGCCGCCAGCCUGUCCAGAUGUGCACCUUAGGACUUCCGACUGCAGAUGUAGAAGGACCCCCCGCUGCGAUUCCCAGGUCCAUGUGGCUGGGAGAGAGAAUGCUCCUGGCCUGUAGCAACGUCCACUGCUGGAAAGUGUGCAGACAGAGACCCCGCCCGGGUCACCCCGCCGGGGUAGGCAGAAAGGUGCAGGGUAGCAGCCGAGGGGCAGGAAGGAAGGACACUGGGUGGCUGCCCCAGAGGCGUCCACUCUGGCAGGAUUUCUGGGCUGUUUGUGACACCGCAGGCUUUGCCCAGCCUUUCUGUCCAUCGUGCAAAUGUGUGGCUCCCGGACUCAGGAAGGGCUUGGCCGAGCGGUUCUUCUGCUCCUCACUGCGUGGCACUGACCUGACAGCCGAACUGGUCUUCAGAGUCCAAGAUGGCUUCACUCCCGUGCCCGGUGCCUUGGCAGGGACGCUGGGCUCUGUCCCUUCUCCCCGUGCACGUCGACCCAGGGCCUCUGUCUGUGAUCCUUCCACCAGCGUCACUGGGCUCUGUACACAGCGGCCUGGGCUCCUGGAGGGCACGGGACAGCUGCCAAUUCUCCCAGAGGCUAGCACAGAGCUGACAUAGCGCUGCUUCGUUGGUGAAAGCAGUCACAGGCUAGCCCAAGCCAGAGGGGGAGAAACAGACCUGGCUUCUCAGCUGGGAGGCGCGGCCAAGACUUUGGGGCCGUUCUGUAGUGGUGGUUGUUCUUGUUUACUUUCGUCUAACUUGAAAGGCCGAGAGACAGAGACAGAGUGAGGGGGAGAGAGAGAGAGAAUUUCUGUCUACUGGUUCAUUCCCCAAGUGCCCACCUUAUCCAGGGAUGGGCCCGACCAAAACAGGAGCCAGAAGCCUGGAAUUCAGCCUGCGUCUUCCACAUGGGUGGCAGGGACCCACACACUUGAGCCGUCACCUGCUGCCUCCUAGGGUGUGCGUAGGCAGGAAGCUGAAUUGGAAGCGGAGCUGGGACUGAAGCCCCACAUGAGACGCGGGUGCCCGGGACAGCAUCUUCACCUCCACACCAGGCACCUCCUCCUGUGGUUGUCCAUUUGCACUUAUCUAUUGGAAACACAGAGAGAUGGCAAGAGAGACGGAGACGAAGCAAGCUCCAUCCGCUCCCAAAUGCCUGCAGCGACGGCCUGGGACUGAGUCCAGGUCUCCGUGCGAGUGGCAGGAACCCCAGUGCCGGCCUCCGCGGGAGGUCUCCAGGACGCUGGCCCACUGCCCUGGUCCACCGGUGGUUCCCUGUGUCCCCUUCAAGGGAAGGCCCCGAGUGGGCCCCAGCUGCCACGUCACUGAGGGCGUGAAGACAGGUGUGGCCGUGUCCAAGUCCUCUCCCCUCUAUACAGCCACAACGCACGAAUUUCCUCUUAGAAAUUGUUACCUAGGGUUGCUUGCCAUGCCUUAAACUCUCGAGCCGAAAGGGAUUGUUGUCAGAACUGUGUCGCAUCAUCAUGGUCGGCGACAUGGUACCCAGAGCCAGAGAGGCAGCAGGCUGAGCUGAUGCCACGGCGACCCCAGCCAGGCUGGCCGCUCCGCACGCUUUAUGCCUGUGAGGUGGCCGGCGCUUCGUUCAGCAGACAAGGAUGGGUUCCCUAGGGAACGGCAGGCCCUGGGCACGGGGACAGAGAUGCCCAGAGCCCCCCUGCAGCUCUCUCUCUGCCCGUCGCACAGCCCCUCCGGCGGCCACCAGGGUGAUCCCGAGGCCUCCAGACCAAGCCGCAGGAGCCCGCCCUGGCUGCCCCUCCCGUGAGACGGAAGACGCCCCGACAGUCACGCACACCCCUUCCCGCGGGCCCCAGCGAGACCGUGCGCCAGAGACACCAGUGGGGCGCGCUCAUGCUGGGAGGUCAACCCUGAGCUGAUGCUACACUGGCCACGGCUCCAGACAGCAGUGUGCCGUCUAAACAGUCCAGGAGCCGAAGACAGCGGACACGCGGGUCCCGAGUCAGCCCAGAGGAGCAUGUCCAAUGUCCCUUUGAACAGCUGCCCAGGACGCAACCCAAAGGCCAGGGGGAGAGAGGGGCCUGGGAGGAAGAGGCCAGUGCCCCAGGCCUCAGCGCGCCCUGUCUCCUCCUGGGCUGCCACCCCCACUCAGCACCCCCCGGCACCCCGCUGCUCCCUAGUUGUCUGGCAGCUCAAGUACACAAGCAGGGUGCACAGGGCAGGGUGCAGAGAGCUGCAUCCCCACCAGGGCAGAUCCGGAAGGCGAGGGCGGGGUCCCCCGGGCCUCCAGCCGAGCACAGCCUGGCCCGGGCCUCCUCCUGCGACACUGUGCUGCUGCUUCUGCCACAGACAGGCCAGUUAUAAACAGAGCUGCUUCCAGGAAGGGCCGAGAACACGUUGGCUCCGUGGGAGUGCAAGUGGGUGUGGGGCUGCCGGGGGCCCCGGGGAUGCCUGGUGACUCACUGGCGGGCGCCUUCAGGGUGGGCUCAGCUGGCAACGAAAAUGUAGCUUUGGCGCAGGACCUCUGGAAGUUCCCCCAAAGUACCCAAAGGAGAUGUAUUUGAAGUCCUAUUUAAAAAAAAAAUGUAUUUAUCUGAACGUCAGAGUUACAGAGAGAGAGAUAGUCCACCCACUGGUUUAAUCCCCAGAUGGCCACAACAGCAGGAGCCGGGCCACACCAAAGCCACGAGCCUCAUCCGGGUCUUUCAUGUGGGUGCAGGGGUCCAAGCACUUGGGCCAUCUUCUGCUGCUUUUCCCCAGCACAUUAACAGGGAGCUGGAUCAGAAGUGGAGCAGCCAGGACUCGAACCGGAACCUAAAAGGGAUGCUUGGCAUUGCAGGCAGUAGCUUUACCCGUUGUGCCACAGUGCCAGCCCCUGAAUUAGAAGUCUUGAUCUGUCUUGGGCAUUCAGGAUUUUCUAAUUCUCCGUGCUUUGUAUACAAUGUAUCUGUACAUUAAUGUAAAAAUCGGAAGUUCACAGAGAGGUACUUGAAGUGUGCCAAGAUAUUGGAGUUCUCACACACACUGAUGGUGUGAGAUGAUGGCUGUGUUAAUUGGCUGGACUGUAGUAAUCAUUUCACAGUGCAUACGUGAAUCAAACAUCACGUUGUGCACCUGCAGGGUGGGGACCGUUUUUCUGCCAGGAUCACUUGGAGUUUGUAGCAUCAUUCGUGGGCCGCACAGAAUCAGCAGCCUGCAAAGCCUGCCGUGGCUUCCUGAAUCUCGUGUCCGUCUGCGCCUGCCUUGGCGGGGCCAGCCCAGGUGCUUUCGCAGGCCUUGUACAGCCUGAGGCCGGACGUGGGACGCUCCCCACUCUGCGCCCAGUGUGUGCAGUUCGUGAUUGUCAGUCCUCCCCCAAUAAGCGGGGGGCGUGGAAGAAAGCCCGUCGUGUUCCUGGUUGCGCGCCUACUCCUGGUAGGGUUUUCUUCCUGCCGUGACCCGUGUCUCCUUUAUGCGCCUCCCCUCAGGACCUGGGCUCUCGGGUUAUCAGGGUGCUGUCUCGAUGGAGACGCUGGUGAACCACCUGCCCUAGCGUAGGCUGAGUGUCCCAGGCCAUCUGCGUGUGCUGUGAUCUGAAGACUGGGGGGGGGGGGGCCAGACUCCUGCUCAGACAUCACUGAUGGGCGCGCCUCGCUCCUGUGUGUAGAGGUGUGCUGGCAGCCCGAGUGUAGGGUAGGCCAGGGCCUGUGUGUAGGGGUGUGCUGGCAGCCCGAGUGUAGGGUAGGCCAGGUCCUGUGUGUAGAGGUGUGCUGGCAGCCCGAGUGUAGGGUAGGCCAGGGCCUGUGUGUAGAGGUGUGCUGGCAGCCCGAGUGUAGGGUAGGCCAGGUCCUGUGUGUAGGGGUGUGCUGGCAGCCCGAGUGUAGGGUAGGCCAGGUCCUGUGUGUAGGGGUGUGCUGGCAGCCCGAGUGUAGGGUAGGCCAGGUCCUGUGUGUAGAGGUGUGCUGGCAGCCCGAGUGUAGGGUAGGCCAGGGCCUGUGUGUAGGGGUGUGCUGGCAGCCCGAGUGUAGGGUAGGCCAGGUCCUGUGUGUAGGGGUGUGCUGGCAGCCCGAGUGUAGGGUAGGCCAGGGCCUGGCACGCAUGCAAAAGGUAGGAGUGGGAGUGCGUCAGCCGUGGGAGAAGGGGUGGGGGCAAAGGUCCCAGGGUCUCCUAGGGCCUGUGUAUUAAGAGUACUGAUGGCGUUGGUGCUGUGGCGUAGUGGGAAAAGCCACGGCCCUGGAGGCUGGCAUCCCAUAGGGGCACCGGUUCAAGUCCCGGCUGUUCCACUUCCUAUCCAGCUCCCUGCUGACGCACCUGGGAAAGCAGUGAUGGUUUUCUGCACCCUCAUGGGAGGCCCGGAGGACACUCUUGGCUCCCAGCUUUGCCCAGGCCCAGCCCUGGCAGAGUGUGCCAGCAGAUGGAAGCUCGCUCUCUCCCUCUCUCCACGUAGCUCUGUCUUUCAAGUAAAUACAAUAAACCUUAGAAUAAAAGAGCACUGACAGCAUGUGUCUGCUGCACCCCGGUGGUUAUCUUCAGUUUAAUGUCGCUCAAGGGGAUGACAAGACCUUGCUAAGCUUGGGUUUGCAAUGCUCUCUUCUUUUUUUUUUUUUUUUUGACAGGCAGAGUGGACAGCGAGAGAGAGAGACAGAAAGGUCUUCCUUUUGCCGUUGGUUCACCCUCCAAUGGCCGCCGUGGCUGGCGCACUGCACUGAUCCGAAGCCAGGAGCCAGGUGCUUCUCCUGGUCUCCCAUGGGGUGCAGGGCCCAAGGACUUGGGCCAUCCUCCACUGCACUCCCGGGCCACAGCAGAGAGCUGGCCUGGAAGAGGGGCAACCGGGACAGAAUCCGGCACCCUGACCGGGAUUAGAACCUGGUGUGCCGGUGCCGCAAGGCGGAGGAUUAGCCUAGUGAGCCGCGGCGCCGACCCCUUUUUUUUUUUUUUUUUUAAAGGAUUGUUAUUUCUCCACUCUUGGUGCCAUUGCUACGUGUACCCUAGGUUACAGGAGACAGGAAUUCUAGGCUCAUAGUAAAUCCCUGAUUCUCACCCCCACACCUGAUUGACAGCCGUACACAACUCCUUCAAGCCUUGCCUGUUUCCCAUGGGUAGGAUUGAGAUUAAUCCUGUAGCUUGAAAUAUCGUAGAUGUUUGAAGAUGCACAGAAUUGCAUGUGUUUUGUGGAAUUUGGAGACCUCACAAUCACUUAAAAAUAUUGUUAAACUAUAUUGGACUUUUUUCUUUCAAAUUUAAAACAAUUUUGAAAAUUUUCCAGAAAUUCCGCAAAACAAAUCUUUGAAACAGAUAACACUGGGCCAGGACCCCGCCUUGUUCUCUGUCAGAGCCCUGGAUCCAUGGUUUUGGGUCCACAGACAAGGCUGCCAUCAGGAUUCGGGGCAGAGGCAAAGACCCUGGGGUCAGGAGACAGAAAACGGCCUUCGCUGUGAUCCAAGGGCAGCUGGGGGGGGGGGGGGGCAGAAAUCCGACCCCAGGCCCCUAGGCCGUGCCUCCUCCGUGAGCAGGCCGGGAUGGCGCCAGGAGGACCUGCCGUGGCCGCGGUUGGGGGAUCCCUGCUGUCUGUGUGUGGACUCCAUCUAACGCCCUAACCACGCUCUCCGCAAAAGCACAAAGGUGACGUUCUCCUUCUCUGAAGUAGCCUUGCUUUGCUGUUUUAAGAACCAGUGUUAGCGUGACAGGGCCACUGCCAGACCACACGGCCCUUCCGUGGCCCUUCCUCAAGACACUGACAUCGUCUGUUGGAAAAUUCAGAGAAAGCUACGGACUGUGUUAGCGCCAGACUCUCUGCUGCCAUCUCCUGGAAAGUUGGAUAAGUGCAUACGGCUCUGAUCGCAGAGGUGGUGGCAGCCCCCACCCCUGCACCUCCAGGGGACCCAGCUCUCUAACCAGGGAGUGCAUUAUGGUUUUUGUUUUUCUAAGGAUUUAUUUAUUUGAAAGGCAGAGUCACAGAGAGAGAGAGGCAGAAAAAGAGAGACAUCUUCCAUCCUCUGGUUCACUCUCCAGAUGGCUGCAACGGCCAGAGCUGCGCCAGUCCAAAGCCAGGAGCCAGGAGCUUCUGGGUCUCCCAAGUGGGUGCAGGGGCCCAAGGACCUGGGCCAUCUUCCACUGCUUUCCUAGGCCACAGCAGAGAGCUGGAUAAGAAGUGGAGCAGCCAGGACUCGAACCGGCGCCCAUAUGGGAUGCCAACACCGCAGGCGGUGGCUUCACUCACUAUGCCACAGCGCUGGCCUUGCAUUAUGUUUUAAGAAAGGGUCUUUGGGCUCCAAAGAAGAAAGACAUAACUCAUGCUGGGGCACGGGGUAAGGAGGCGAGUGCUCUUUAGGCCUGAGGCUAACAUCACUCUGAGAAAAAAGCUCGCUUCCGGAAGCCUGCAGGAGACAGCGGUGCCUCUGUGCUGCUGGUGAGGGGUGGCAGCCGUGAAAACCGCAGAUGAGCGUGCGUUCAGAGGCUCUGAACCCCUCCCACACACUCGGUGUCAAGUCCUCCACUGGGACAGCCGUGAGAGAGCCAGCCAGCUCUUGUCCAUCUGUGGACAAGUGAGAUGAGUGACCAGGCCCCUGCAUCCCUUUCUGUCCGGAACCCUGCCCACUGCCCCCUGACUCAUUCAGUAACCUCGCAAACAGACAAGAAAUCAAGGAUGUGCCCAUGAGCCCGUGCGUGUGACCGGCAGCUCCGGAGCACCAGCCGUCUGUGCAGCUCGCUGUCCGUGGGCUGGCUGAGUUCCGCAGGCUGGUUCUUGCGUCUCAGCUGGGCCUGUGUGUGCACCUGCAGGCGGUCAGGGAUUGGCUGGUCUGGCCUGUUUGAAAGCAGGCAGAGAGUGAGGUCCUCUGAAAGUAGCCAGAACCCACGGGGCCUCCGCGUGGGGUGGACACGGCUUCCCCUUCCUCACAUCCAAUCUUCAGAGGGAGUCUUGGCAGAGCUUCCGGGCGGGGGAAAGAGACUCCGCCCCGUGAUGGGGGCAGAUGCACAAGUCCCUAGGCAGAGGGCCCAGCCGCAGGGGGUGGCAGGUUUCUCCCUGGUACCAGCCACAGGGGGGAGACACAGGAGUCCCAGGACAAGUGUGGAUGACGGGAGGGCAGCAGGACGGAGGCCCCUUCUUGGUGAGUCCACGCGCCUGGCUGUGCUGCACAGACAGCGGGAACUCCGGAGUGGAGAGAGCCGGGCAGCAGUGAGCUCGUCUGCCCGUAGAGGCACAUCAUGUGAGAACGGAUUUAUCAGCUGCUCCGCAGGUGGCUGGUGCCUCCCAGGAUGUGAAAGCCAUUGGGUCAGGACGUAGCAGGCCCUGGGUUUCUUAUCCAUGGGAGUCUCGGCUGUUCUGUCCGUGACAAAGCUGCGGCCAGGGCUGGGACGGCCGUAGAGGGCCCACGGGAGCGUGUGGUCCGGCCCUGCCAAGGCUACGGCAGGCGGGACUCGCAAUCCAGUCAUCUGCAGCAGGUGGUGUGUAAGUUGGUCGUUGAGUGACGUUGUCCAUGUCCAAACGGCCCCGGGGGAAGAGGCUCCCCAGCCCUGCUCUGGACGCAGGACAGAGGACGAUGUUUCCCCAGGUUUGACCGCGAGACUUCCUGCACUCCCAGACACCUUUGCGUGCUGCCCACCCAGCUCGGGAAACGCCUCGCCUGGUGCGUCCUGUAAGGAAUUAGCAGCUUACUGAGAUAGCCCGCAGGGAGUCCGGGCAUUUGAAAAGUGGUCCAGUGCAGCGCUGUUGUGGCUCGUGUGUUUUCUAGACAGUUCUCUGAGGCUGCCCAGCUCACACUGGUCAUGCCUUCCCUGCCCAGGCCAGACCACCCUGGACUCCACACGGCCAGUGAUUCCACAGCUUUGCUAACCCGGCCUCUCCUCUCUGCC
This is a messenger RNA of Oryctolagus cuniculus (rabbit), 10218 nucleotides long. NCBI's taxonomy places the organism in Eukaryota, Metazoa, Chordata, Mammalia, Lagomorpha, Leporidae. The record is from RefSeq and is a predicted model, not a curated record.